Messenger RNA from Echinops telfairi (small Madagascar hedgehog), 4912 nucleotides. It is a transcript of the gene CDH18, whose product is annotated as cadherin 18. The transcript has 12 exons. NCBI's taxonomy places the organism in Eukaryota, Metazoa, Chordata, Mammalia, Afrosoricida, Tenrecidae. Gene Ontology annotation, molecular function: cadherin binding; calcium ion binding. The record is from RefSeq and is a predicted model, not a curated record. Gene Ontology annotation, biological process: adherens junction organization; multicellular organism development; cell morphogenesis. Gene Ontology annotation, cellular component: catenin complex; adherens junction; plasma membrane. Bases 371 to 2743 code for a protein of 790 amino acids.
GGAGUCUGGGGCUCUUGGAGAACCGCGAGCAGCGGUGCCCAGGCGCUGGCAAAGUCCCCUCCUGGCUCCUGAAACGUGAAGUUCCUUUUCCACCACUUAAGGGAAAGUCAGCCAAGGUGGAAAAUGGUUGGCCUGGUCUACCUACUGUGAACACUUGGAUUCAGAAAACUGCAACUUUGAUUCUCCGAGUGAUUCAGGAUGUAAAUGUAGUCUGACCCUUCCCUGAUGGGCAGUUAAAUCAUGGACACAUUAAACAAUUUACUUUGGACUGUUCUUCCAAAAGAGUCGUUGGCUUCUCUCCUAAAUGCUCACUAGGCAUUUGUGCUGACAAGAACAGAAAGACAACGGUGAACCGGACAGGUAUCUGACAAUGAAAAUCACGGGCACAUCUUGCAUCUGUCCAGUCCUGGUGUGUCUCUGUUUUGUUCAGAGGUGCUCUGGGACUGCUCACCACAGCUCCAUCAAGGUGACCAAAAACCAAACCAAACACAUUGAAGGAGAAACCGAAGUCCACCAUCGGCCCAAAAGAGGAUGGGUGUGGAAUCAGUUCUUUGUUUUAGAAGAACAUAUGGGACCAGAUCCACAAUAUGUUGGAAAGCUGCACUCCAAUUCUGACAAAGGUGAUGGAUCAGUCAAGUACAUCCUAACUGGAGAAGGUGCUGGGACUAUAUUUAUCAUUGAUGAUACCACAGGUGACAUCCAUUCAACCAAAAGCCUAGACAGGGAGCAGAAGACCCACUAUGUUCUCCAUGCCCAGGCAAUUGACAGACGGACAAACAAGCCACUGGAGCCCGAGUCUGAGUUCAUCAUCAAAGUGCAAGACAUCAACGACAACGCCCCCAAAUUCACCGAUGGGCCGUACAUCGUUACCGUGCCUGAAAUGUCAGAUAUGGGUACCUCUGUUCUACAGGUGACAGCUACUGAUGCAGAUGACCCUACCUAUGGAAACAGUGCUCGGGUUGUUUACAGUAUUCUCCAAGGACAGCCCUACUUCUCUGUAGAUCCUAAAACAGGAGUUAUUAGAACUGCCUUACAUAACAUGGACAGAGAAGCCAGAGAACACUACUCAGUGGUCAUUCAAGCCAAAGACAUGGCCGGCCAAGUUGGAGGGCUUUCAGGAUCAACAACAGUCAACAUCACCCUGACUGAUGUCAACGACAACCCACCACGGUUUCCUCAGAAGCACUAUCAGCUGUAUGUUCCUGAGUCAGCUCAAGUUGGUUCAGCUGUUGGGAAAAUCAAGGCUAAUGAUGCAGACACUGGCUCCAAUGCUGACAUGACAUAUUCCAUCAUAAACGGCGAUGGUAUUGGGAUAUUCUCCAUCUCCACUGACAAAGAGACCAGAGAAGGGAUACUUUCCUUAAAGAAGCCGCUGAACUAUGAGAAAAAGAAAGCAUAUACACUCAACAUAGAAGGAGCAAAUACACAUCUUGAUUUUCGCUUUUCUCACCUGGGUCCUUUUAAGGAUGCUACCAUGCUGAAGAUCGUUGUUGGGGAUGUAGAUGAACCACCGCUAUUUUCCAUGCCUUUUUAUGUAAUGGAAGUCUUCGAAAACGCCAAGAUCGGAACCAUCGUUGGCACCGUUUUGGCACAAGACCCUGACAGUGCUAAUAGCUUAGUAAGAUACUUCAUUGACUACAAUGCUGAAGAAAACAGAUUUUUCAACAUUGAUGCCAACACUGGUACCAUUAAGACUACCAAAGUUCUUGACAGAGAAGAAACUCCAUGGUACAACAUCACAGUUGCUGCUUCAGAACAUGACAAUCCUGGUUUGCUGAGCCAUGUCACAGUGGGUAUUAGAGUUCUGGAUGUCAAUGACAAUCCACCUGAACUUGCCAGGGAAUAUGAUAUUGUUGUCUGUGAAAAUUCUAAGCCUGGCCAGGUCAUUCACACCAUUAGUGCCACAGAUAGAGAUGAUCUUGCCAAUGGACCAAGGUUUACUUUUUUUCUUGAUGAACGCCUGUCUAUAAACCCCAACUUCACUCUGAAGGACAAUGAAGAUAACACAGCCAACAUUCUGACAAGGCGGAGGAGAUUUAGUCGAACUAUUCAGGAUGUGUAUUAUCUCCCCAUUAUGAUCUCUGAUGGUGGAAUCCCCUCUCUCAGCAGCAGCAGCACCCUCACCAUCAGGGUUUGUGCAUGCGAGAGAGAUGGGCGUGUGCGGACCUGCCAUGCGGAAGCCUUCCUCUCCUCGGCGGGCUUGAGUACAGGAGCCUUAGUCGCUAUUCUUCUGUGUGUUGUCAUUCUCCUGGCAAUUGUAGUGCUCUUUAUCACCCUGCGGCGGAGUAAAAAGGAACCCCUGAUCAUUUCCGAGGGAGAUGUGAGGGAGAAUGUGGUCACCUAUGACGACGAGGGAGGAGGAGAAGAAGACACCGAGGCCUUUGACAUAACAGCCUUGAGGAAUCCUUCCGCGGCCGAGGAGCUUAAGUACCGACGAGACAUCAGGCCUGACGUGAAACUCACCCCCAGGCAUCAGACCUUGUCCACUCUGGAAAGUAUAGAUGUUCAGGAUUUUAUUAAGCAAAGACUGGCGGAAGCAGACCUUGAUCCCAGUGUCCCGCCUUAUGACUCACUUCAGACCUAUGCUUAUGAGGGUCAGAGAUCGGAAGCUGGGUCCAUCAGCUCUCUGGAUUCAGCCACGACACAAUCGGACCAGGAUUAUCAGUACCUUGGAGACUGGGGGCCUGAGUUUAAGAAAUUAGCAGAACUCUAUGGAGAAAUAGAAUCUGAAAGAACAACUUAGGGGCUCAGUGCCUGAGAUCCUGUAGAAUUUGCUUCCUGCGCAAGUGAUGCUACCACCUUGGCAAUGUCAAGGAAGAAGUGGGGAGACAGUACUUGGAACUGAGCAGACUGUACACAGCAACUGUAGAAAGAAGUACCCUUUUCGUGAUUGAACCUGGGUCAUUGCACUGGAAGAAAGUCAAAUUAAACACACACACACACCACACCGCACAGACGGGGAAGUCUAUCGUUUCUUGUGUAUAGUUUCAAUUGCUCAAUAAAGUCUGUGGUACUGUUGAAUUAAGAUACCUGAAUUAAGCCAAACGAUGACAUUUGUUUCAAUAUUUUGUGAUUAUUUUUUAAAGCAGCACUAAAAAAAAAGGCUCAUUAUCUCCGAUGUCUUAUGAUUUAUAAGGGUGGUCAACCGCAAAAUGAAACUUGUAAGGGAAAACACCUCUCUUUCCACUUUUCUGGGUGGACAUGGAAGCCCCGCAUUCUGUUACUAUGACAGAUCUCAUUAGCCUUGUCUUGUGUUUAAAUGACAUGAGGUGUUUCCCAUAGCCCAGGCCACUCUCUCAUGGACCUGUAUGUACAAUUUCCCUUUGCCCUCCCCACUUCUUUUCUCCACACAAAAUUGAUGGAGCAUGGGGAUUUGCUGCCUGCACUGUAAUGUAUGCAAUUUCUGUGCACCAGCCGUGCACCAUUCUAAAAUACAGAGACCACGGUCUCUGUCCCACCCCACCCCAUUUAGUUCCACAGGAGAAAUCUACUUUUAUUGUUUGUUAAGGGAUAGAGUGAAUGGUUUAAGAUUUACUCAGAGGUACUGCUCUGUCAGGGAAAGAUUUAAUUUUAGAAAAAGCUGCACACACCACCCUCCAUACCAAGCACUGAGGAACUCAUUUAUUUCACUGGUUUGUGUACAUUGGAAUCAGCAGUUUGGAUCAUUAUCCAGCAGUAACUGUGAUCAAUGUGCUGAUUGGUUUAUAAUUAAGCCGAAUUGACUUGUUGAUAUCACAGACCGUCUUCAUAAAUAUGAACCUAACACAAUAACGAUGUAGUCUAAGAGACUACCUUCUAGUUUACAUACACUUUAUAUACCUUUAAAGACUCUGGGUGGAGCAACAGUUAAGUGUUGAGCUACUAACUAAUGUUGGCAGCUCAAAUCCACCCAGAGGUGCCUUGGGAGAAAGGCCUGGCAACCUACUUCCAAAAGACCACAGCCAUCGACUACCCUAGAGAGUGCGCUUCUACUGGAAAAGUAGGGUCACAUGAGCCCAAACUGAACUGAUGGCAACUCUCUUUCUUGUGGUUUGGUCUUGGCUUUCAUCAGCUCAUGGGAGGCUCACUGUUCCUUCCACAGGUUUAAGCUUUCAGGUCUUUAUUUACUCAUUGUCCUUUAUAUGUUUGUGAAAAUGUAUAGGACAUGGAGGAGUUCUGUAUCUGUAUUCUUGAACACAUCCCCGGAUCACUCUGUGUUUCAGGAUCCCAAACUGCAAAACGGAAAUGACGUGCCGUCCCUGCCUACCUCACAGGGUUGUUGUGAGGACGAACACAGCCUCUGCAAACACACUUGCCGACUGCGGAGUGCUCUGUUCGAGAAAGCCUGGCAGGCACGCUCUAAUUUUCUAAUUUUAUUGGCUUAAGAUAUAUAUUUAAAUACAUUUUGCAUAAGAUAUUAUAUUAUUCAUAAAGCCUUCAACAGCAAAGCUACUGUUCAGUCUAAGCAUGUAAAACAGAAGUCUACUUAUUUUAAUAUUUUUCUAAAUGAGCUAAUUUUCUUAGAACUUCUUGUUUUAUUGUUUCAAAAUUGUUUUAGAUAACCUUUGUGUUGUGACAGCUGUUGGACUUGAAAUAAUUCAUAAAACUCUAGUCUUAUUUCCUUAAAAAACCCCACAAGUAUGUAAAUCAGAUACAUUGCCGUAUUAAAACGAAGGAAGUAAGAAUAAUUUAGAGGGAAUUUCCCCCUUUGCUCUUAGUUGAACAUAGUCUAAAACACCCCAAAGUCCAAGGCAUUUUCUUUUGGAGUCUACCUGUUUGCAAAAUUUCAAACAUUGCAUUGGUUCACAAUUACCCUGUGCUAGAAUCUCAUAGUUUUGAGAUAUGGGAAGUAGGUGCAUUUAAUUUGAAUAAUUCUCAAUUUGUGUUUUAAGCCUGAGGAAUAAAAUGUAAUUUAAGUUGUUGCAACAUUUUA